Protopolystoma xenopodis is the source of this 351-nucleotide messenger RNA. Lineage: Eukaryota; Metazoa; Platyhelminthes; Monogenea; Polystomatidea; Polystomatidae. The record is from the annotation of a GenBank genome assembly.
AUGUACUCGACAAGACGGCAGAAACGAUACUACCCUGAGUGGUGUUGCGCUGCGUUUGUCUUCAGCCAGUCCAUCAGGCCUGAAGGCCGACCUGCUAUGCUCACUCACAACAAACAAAAUCCUAUGAAAAUCAGUCCGCCAAUGUUGGAUCUCGGACGAAAGGGGUUGAAGCGAGAACUUGAGUGUUUGACGGACAGCAACGACGAGAAUGGGAUAGAAAUGUUGUAUCGUUCCCCAAGGCCAGUCGUAGUUGGGUUAGAUCCCCACCUAAAAAAGGCUGUGUUCUCUGCUGCGUGGAAUCCGAUGAUGGAGGCUAUCCGACUCGGCACACUCGGAGGGCACAAUGAAUGA